AUGAUUGAGGAUUGGGAAAAUGGUCGCCCUUUACAAAGUUGCGUUUUUUGUCCUUCCGAGGCAGGAAUGGCUUCGACCAGAAGUGAAGAUUUUACUUUUGACAGUGCCGAUUUACUUAGCCAUAAGCAAUUGGAAGGUGAAGAAUACAAAAAAAUAAUCACUGUUUCGACGGCUGCUUAUUUGGCUAAUGAAGCUAGAAAAUUCAACGAGGGAAUUAUUGAAGAAGGAGGCAAAGGAAUGUCUGACCUUAAUGUCUUACAAAAUACUCAUGCUUCCGCUUUAGCUGGACGCAUGGAAUUAAUGGAAAAUGCUAUUAACUUUACUGGUGAUAAGUCCACAAAAGAGACAUUAAAAUCUUAUACCCAAAUACUGGGCGGAGAAUUAGGACGAAGGAAAGAAGAGUUGAAAAAAACCCAAGAAGAUAAAGGUAAAUUAGAAAAAGAAAAAGAGGAAUUGGAUGAACGAAAAGCUCGCUUGGAAAAUGAAGUCGAACAAAUUAAGCAAGACCGAGAAAGUUUGCUCGAUGAAAAAAAGAAAAAAGAAGAAGCCUUAAAGAAAGAAAUAGAACUUUAUGAAGAAAAAGUAAAAAAGCAGAGUGAAAUGGCGGCUGAAUAUAAGCGAACUAGUGGAGAACUGGAUAGUUUACGAUUCCAAAUUGACCAAAACCGCACCUCUCUCGCUAAUCUUACUGACCAAAGUGCAACGGCGGAAAGAAUUCGCUUACGCGGUGAGCAAGACAUACUAAAAGCCAAAAGUAUUGAAUUAGAGAGAAAAUUAGGCAUACAUGAGACGGAAUUAAGCAGACUAGGUGGAGAAAUCGAAAUAAAUCGAGAAAGAAUUAGACACCACCAAGAACAAAUUCAAAAUAUCCAUAUUAAUCUGAAUAAUCUUAAUACAGGAUUAAAUGAUUUAGCAAGAAAACUAGGAGAAUUAGAGCAAGAAUAUGCUAGAUUAAAGAAUGAUUGA
Messenger RNA from Entrophospora sp. SA101, 966 nucleotides. The record is from the annotation of a GenBank genome assembly. Lineage: Eukaryota; Fungi; Glomeromycota; Glomeromycetes; Entrophosporales; Entrophosporaceae.